AUGGAGAUUACCCAAGACAAGAUCAUCACUCGACUCAUAAGUUUCACGUCAGCAGCAUAUAAGUAUAUCAAGGAUAAAGACAAUCAAAAGUUCAUAGCUAAAAAAUUCUUCGAGGUUCUAAACAAAGUAGCGUCUAACGGAAAAACUCUUCCUGACAAUCAGAACACCAACUUGUUUUUUAUAAGAGAGCUGUCAAGCAAAUAUUUUAUUGAGACCAAAAAUCUAGCUAAGUUUAAUGAUUUUCAAUUAGAAAAGUUACUUGUUGAAGUAGGUGAAAAACCGGCAGGGAAAAAGCUCUCAUCCACAAGACCAACGAGAAAAGCACCCGGCAUACCAGAAGGCGUAUCUCCAGCAAGGAGGGAAAGGAAAAUACCACUGGACAUCAACUUUUCACUCCCAGUUACAAAACUAAAACAAGAACGUUCAAUUCCCAAACCAAGCUACAAGGUUCCAAUUUCUAAACUAGGAUUAAGUACAAUUCCUAAACCAGAACCAGAACGUUCAAUUCCUGAACUAAAAAGACCAACUUAUGUUAAAGUCUCUCAUUCAUUCUCAAAUCUUAUUAAGAAGUACAAGAUACAAGUUGUAAGUAACGAUCCACAAAUUCAACUGACAAGAUCAAUUCCGUCACUUAAGUUAAUAUUUGAAAAGAAUAUUGAAGUUAUGCGGGGAAUUAAAUAUCAUAUUAACCUUUUAGUUAGAUACAUCAUGUACAAAGGUAGUGGAGAUAUUGACGAGGCUACAUACAACGCAAAUCAUUUUGCACAAGUAAUCACCAACAUAAAUCAGCUAGACGAGUCCCUAGAUAAAAGUAUAAGCUUAGUUCUUGAACGAGUGUCUAACUUCAUAGCAAGAGGUAGUGGGUGGCAAGUAAAGAACAUUGAGAAGAUGGACAUAAUUUUAAAUACAUACUCUCCCCUUGAAGGAUCAUCAUACAUUGACCUACCAAAAGAACUUUAA
Molecule: messenger RNA, 960 nt
Organism: Paramuricea clavata
Lineage: Eukaryota; Metazoa; Cnidaria; Anthozoa; Malacalcyonacea; Plexauridae
Source: the annotation of a GenBank genome assembly